AUGACACAGAAUCAGAUGGCGGCCUGGUUCUGCCCAUCUGUAUUUUUAUAUCUUAGUAGUGUAGUACCUGCAAUUUGGUUGUUAGAACUGGAUAAAGUAGACAUAAGGCUAAAAUCUCGAGGAACGAAUAUCAAUAUAUCGGAGAAUAUUGAUUUAUCUAAUCUGGCAGCUGAUGACUUAAAACAUCUGGAAGAAGCUCUAGGCGUUGAUAUUCGCUUACCGGAUAUACAGAUUUCCACAGAAACAUGGGUUACCUUGAUCGAACAAUUCUUAAUGCUAAUUUUGAUAAUCGGCCGAUGGAUGUUGCCGAAAGGUGACUUGACUCGAGAUCAGUUAAGCCAGCUGUUGUUAGUCUACAUUGGUACUGCAGCUGAUAUUAUCGAAUUCUUUGAUUCCUUCAAGGAAGACAGGAUAGCAAGAGAACCUGUACUGGUAUACUUGACAUUAGGCAUUUGGGCAUGGUCUCUUACGCAGUUCACAGUUGUCCUGACUGCCACCAAGUCUAGGAAAUCUCGAUUGUCGUCCGGCAGCGUUAUCAGGAAAAAAGUCCGAACGGAAACCAGCUGCUGCAGUAUUGAUGUAUGGGGAAUCGCUCUGAACAUGAUUCUUCAAGACGGACCAUUUUUGGCAUUUCGUUUGAUAUUGAUAAUUCAUUAUCAGAUAGUUAGUUACAUGAAUAUAUUCUUCACGUGCAAGAAUACAUUAGUGAUAUUGCUGCAAUUGUAUCGACUUUAUGUAGUACAAACUGAAAACAAAAGCAAACGAAACAAAAAAUACAGCAAAAGGGAUGUAUUAAAUAUCAACACUAUUUCUCGGGGUGAUAUGUAUAAAGAUGUAAGAAUGAGAGCUUUGCGAGAUAAUAAUAAAUAUAAGAAUCGAUAUGAUAAGGACAUAGAAGCAAAUUAUAGUGAAACUGAAGACUCGAGAGAAGAUAUCGAUAAAUUCGAUUUGUCUCCAAAAAAUAUCGAAGGCUCCAAAAGAAAAAAUCGCCAAGACACUGGGUACUCGACAUCCAGCUCUCGUAAUUCUAGUAAGCAUGACAAGUUUGAAGAAUUAAAAAAAUUGUCAUGUAGAGAGGAAACUAAACGUGGCACUUCUAAUGAAAGACGUAAAAGAAGAAAGAACAGAAUGUCUUUUGAAAAAAGCGAAAGGAAGUCGAUAAUGAUUAAAAAUGACAAUAAUUUCGACAGAAACUCCAUUCAAAAGUUCGAUAUUGAAAAUGAAUCCUCCAGUGAAGAAUCAGCUGAAUGUAAAGUUGUCAGAGAAGACAGUGAAUCGAAAUCCAAUAGAAGGAGGUAA
Messenger RNA from Acromyrmex echinatior (Panamanian leafcutter ant), 1299 nucleotides. RefSeq names its product transmembrane protein 26. The record is from RefSeq and is a predicted model, not a curated record. Lineage: Eukaryota; Metazoa; Arthropoda; Insecta; Hymenoptera; Formicidae.